Molecule: messenger RNA, 459 nt
Organism: Penicillium canariense
Lineage: Eukaryota; Fungi; Ascomycota; Eurotiomycetes; Eurotiales; Aspergillaceae
Exons: 3
Coding region: 1-459 (152 amino acids)
Source: RefSeq, a predicted model, not a curated record
AUGGCCUCCGCAAAUCCCCGCAGGCCGCUAUUGCCGUUACCGCUGUUUCUGGCGGCGCAAACAUGCUCAGCUGUCAAUAGCAUUGACUGCAACAGCAACAACACGCCUAUCUUCGAUCUAAGCUCACCCAAGUACUUCCAGCUGAGCUAUCAGCCCAAAUCGAAUACCUCUGUUGCGGGAGCCAGCUACUAUGAGACCGGUGCAGAUGCGAAGACUGCUGCGUCCUUCUGGUAUAUUGACUUCAAUGACGAUAUCAUCAACUCGUACCAGCAAUGCAGCCUCGCCACAGGCGAGUUCGUGUCGUCAGGCGUCGACGAGUUGAUCUCUGCCGGUAUGCCCAAGCCGGCGAAGGACACCAGCUUGUCGGUCGUUCUCGUGGGUGCUUCGGAGGACCACAGGAUAUACUACCAUGAUACCGACAAGAAUCUUCAACAGAUCCUCUACAAUCCAAGCUUCUAG